AUGAUCGCGUGCUGCUGCGUCUCCUUCUUCAUAACGGUUGGCUUCGUUCGCGGCACCAGUCUGAAACGUGACGACGAUGCGAGGCUACAGGAAGAAGGUAAGAAGUGGGCCGCCAAGCACCGGGGCAUUCAUGCGUUUGGGAAGAAAAAUGCUGGCGAUAGAGUUGAUGAAAAGGUGUCCCAAUCAAAUGCAUGA
Messenger RNA from Penicillium verhagenii, 195 nucleotides. RefSeq lists its product as uncharacterized. NCBI's taxonomy places the organism in Eukaryota, Fungi, Ascomycota, Eurotiomycetes, Eurotiales, Aspergillaceae. The record is from RefSeq and is a predicted model, not a curated record. The coding region runs from base 1 to 195 and encodes 64 amino acids. The transcript has a single exon.